Messenger RNA from Tachyglossus aculeatus (Australian echidna), 1338 nucleotides. Its product is annotated as olfactory receptor 14A16-like. Gene Ontology annotation, molecular function: G protein-coupled receptor activity; olfactory receptor activity; odorant binding. Gene Ontology annotation, biological process: G protein-coupled receptor signaling pathway. The record is from RefSeq and is a predicted model, not a curated record. The coding region runs from base 1 to 1338 and encodes 445 amino acids. The transcript is spliced from 4 exons. NCBI's taxonomy places the organism in Eukaryota, Metazoa, Chordata, Mammalia, Monotremata, Tachyglossidae. Gene Ontology annotation, cellular component: membrane.
AUGGCGCACACCAUUGCCACCUUCUCCGUCCCCGUCUGGAGGUCCUAUGUCCUCUGCCAGUUCUUCUUCUCGUAUGUGUACAUCUUCCAGCCCGUGCUGAGGAUGCCGGCCGCCGAAGGUGGGGCCAAAGCCUGCUUACCCCAUCUCGCCGUUGUGACUUUAUUAGUAGCAAAUGGCGCCUUCGCCUACCUCAAGCCAGUGUCUGACUCCACCUCGACCCUAGACCUGCUGUUGUCCGUGCUCUACACCGCGCGACUGCUGUCUCCGAGGAGCCCGGACCACUGGUUGUAUGCCGCACUCUUUCCCGUCCUGACCACAAACCAGCAUGAGCAGACGACGAGGAGGAGCGCAGCAUCCCCAAACCUGGACCGCCCCGGUGACUCAAAGGCAAUCCACAGAUUCUCCGUGAAAAUCAACAACACCAUCAUGAUGAUGGAAUUCCUUCUGCUAGGAUUCUCGGAGGUCCGGGAGCUGCAGCAGGUCCAGGCCGCGCUGUUCCUCCUUGUCUUCCUGGCGGUCCUGAUGGGGAAUCUCCUCAUCACCGCUGUCACCGCCCUCGACCAGAGCCUCCACACCCCCAUGUACUUCUUCCUCAGAAACGUGUCCGUCCUCGACCUCUGCCUCAUCUCUGUCACCACCCCGAAAUCCAUCCAUGACACCGUGAUCAAUGGCAGAGCCGUCUCUCUAGGAGGCUGUGUGGCCCAGGUCUUUUUUGUGAUUUCGUUUGCUUUCUCGGAGUUGUCCUUCCUCACGGCCAUGUCCUAUGACCACUACGCAGACAUCUGCCUCCCCUUGCGCUACGAGGUCAUCAUGGACAGAGGAGCCUGUGGGAAGAUGGAGGCCGCCUCCUGGCUCAGCGGGGGCCUAUUCGGGGCGAUGAUCACAGCCGAGACAUUAACACUGAGCUUCAGUGGCUCCAACCUGAUCCAGCAGUUCUUCUGUGACGUCCCUUCCUUACUGAAGAUAUCCUGUUCCGAAACGCACGUCGUCAUCUACGUCGGCGUGGCCACUGAAUUUAUCUUGGCUUUCAUCUCCUUUAUUCUCAUCAUCAUCUCGUACAUGCUCAUCUUCCAGGCGGUGCUAAGGAUUCCGGCCGCCGAGGGCCGGGCCAAAGCCUUCUCCACCUGCCUGCCCCACCUCGUCGUUGUGUCUUUAUUCGUAGUGAACGGAACCUUCGCCUACCUCAAGCCCGUGUCUGACUCCCUCUCGGCCCUGGACCUGCUGGUGUCUGUGUUCUACAAGGUGGUGCCCCCCGCCCUGAACCCCCUUAUCUACAGCCUGAGCAAUCAGGACAUGAAGACCACCCUGAGGAGAAUGAUAGUGGGGAAAUGCCUCUAA